CCAUGCCAGAGUUGUCUUUGCUAAAACACAAGUUGAUUUCAUUCCCAGUCAGAAAAUUUUCGCUACUUGUGCUAAAUUCCAAAACUCCCGAAGAUUUGCGUCUUUGCUCCAUUCAGUCAUACAAUGUCCUACCACACAACUUCUUCCAAAGCCAUUCUGCUCUUGCUACUCCAUAUUUUCACUUUCCAAACUCUCAUAAAUGCCACUUCUUUUCCUAGAAAUACAACCGAUCAUAUGGCCUUGAUAGCUUUCAAGUCCAAGGUUUCAAAUGAUCCUCAAGGGAUUUUGAAGUCCUGGAAUGAUUCUAUCCAUUUCUGCAGAUGGAAAGGCAUCACUUGCAGUCGUAGAAGGGAUAGGGUCACCAUCUUGGAUCUAUCAUCUAGGGACUUGGUGGGCUCUUUGUCUCCUUUCAUUGGAAACUUGAGUUUCCUUCGGGAGAUUAGACUUUUAAACAACACCUUUCAUGGUGAUAUCCCAUCCGAAAUUGGUCGCCUAUUCAGGUUACAAGUCCUCAAUCUCAAUGAAAAUUCUUUUGAGGGAAAGCUCCCACCAAACCUGUCCCAUUGCUCCAACCUCAAUGCCCUCAAAAUUGAUAACAAGAAGUUAGUGGGAAAACUUCCAAUGGAGCUUGCUUCCAUGUCCAAGUUCAAAAAUCUUUCCAUUCGCUUCAGUCAUUUUACUGGAGGAAUCCCACCUUUCAUUGGGAAUCUUACCUCUUUGGCGGUCUUAUCCACAGGUGGUAAUGACUUUGGAGGCAACAUUCCAGAUGCCUUGGGCCAAUUAAGAAGCCUGUGGUUUCUUGGACUCGGAGGAAAUAAUCUCUUUGGUAAGAUACCCCCAUCAAUCUAUAACCUUUCCAUGAUUUCUAUUUUCUUCAUAUCUAACAAUCAACUUGAAGGAAAUCUUCCAUGGGAAAUGGGACUCACCCUUCCUAAUCUAGAACAGAUUAAUUUGGGGAGAAACACUUUUAGUGGGCAGAUUCCAAUAAUAUUAUCCAAUUCUUCAAAACUUGAAAGAUUAGAAAUGCCAUCAAAAAAUUUCUCUAGAAAGCUAAAAGUUCCUCCUGGGCUCCUACAACAUUUGCAAUGGCUAUCUUUUGCUGAUAAUCAUCUAAGAAGCGGGGACACUAAUGAAAUGAAUUUUUUAACUUCUUUGGUCAACUGUAGCAAAUUGCAAUAUUUAGUGCUUGCUAUAAAUCAAUUUCAAGGAAGAUUGCCAAAAUCUAUAGCCAAUCUAUCAAUUCAACUAAUAGAGCUUCACUUUCAACGGAAUAACCUAUUUGGAGACAUCACUCCAGGGUUAGGCAAUCUUGUUGGUUUAAGUAUAUUGGCAUUGCAUGAUAAUCAGUUUACAGGCAAAAUUCCAAGAGAGAUAGGUCAACCUGAACAACUUGAUACUAUAGCUCUUGGCAUAAAUAAACUUUCAGGAGAAAUUCCAGAUUCUUUUGGAAACUUAAAACUACUGAGAAUUCUUGGUUUGGAACAAAACAAGUUAAAUGGAAGCAUACCUUCAAGCCUUGGGAACUGCCAAAGUUUUAAGAUGUUGGUUCUUUCUCAAAACGAUCUUAGCGGCUCCACACCCAAAGAACUUUUCAGCAUUUCUGCUUUCAGUUUUGCACUAUGUCUUUCUCAUAAUCAUCUGGUUGGAUCUCUACCUAUAGAAAUUGGUCAAUUGAGAAACUUAGAUGCACUUGAUGUAUCUGACAACAUGUUAUCAAGAGAAAUUCCAAAUAGCCUAAGUGGCUGCAUCAGCCUAGAGUUCCUCUUCCUUGAUAGAAACCACUUUCAAGGUAGCAUUCCUGAAUCUUUAAGCUCUCUAAGAGGAAUUCUGUUUCUUGAUCUUUCUGUCAACAACUUAACAGGUAAGAUCCCUCAAUACAUGGAAAAUCUCACAUUGGAGUAUUUGAAUUUGUCUUUCAAUAACUUUGAAGGAGAGAUGCCAACAAAAGGCAUCUUUAGAAAUGCAAGUGCAAUAUCUGUUGAAGGAAAUAAGAACCUUUGCGGGGGAAUGGCUGAACUUGGGUUGCCUAAAUGCCGCAUCAAAGCAACAAAGAAAGGAGUUCUCGAAGAAGAUGGAACUCAUGCUGAUUCUAAAUCAGCUCUCCCUCCUUCACCUAAGGCAGUUAAGGCAGACUCUCUUGAAGAAAGGGUAACCCUCUUGCCAAGCUCAAACGCUAAGCUCGGAGACGCCAUAAAUGUCCACUGCAAGCUCUGCGGCAACAAGUACUCAGGCGAGAAAAAAAAAAGAAGAUUGAAACUCAAAGUACUUGAUCUUCUGUAUCGAGGAGCUUCCAAGAGUUUCAUGGCAGAAUGUGAAGCCUUAACGAACAUUCGUUAUCGGAACAUUGUCAAGAUCAUAACAUCUUGCUCAAGCAUCGAUUCCCAAGGCAAUGAUUUCAAGGCUCUAGUUUAUGAGUUGAUGCCUAAUGGAAGCCUGGAUAAUUGGUUGCAUGCAUCUGCUCAAGAAACAAACAAUGCCCAAAGCAGAGUCCAGAGUCUAAGCCUAUUACAGAGGAUAAGCAUUGCUAUUGAUGUCGCCUCUGCUCUUGACUAUCUCCAUUACCAUUUUGGGAAGCCAAUUUUUCAUUGUGAUCUAAAGCCAAGCAAUGUUCUGCUAGACAACGACAUGAUUGCUCAUGUUGGGGAUUUUGGGCUUGCAAAGUUUAUUUCAUCAAAUUCAAAAUGUCAAACCAAAGUAGUUCAGUUGGAGUCGGGAACAAUUGGGUACGCCGCGCCAGGGGACGAAAAGAUUAUAAUGCUUUUAAAAUUUUGUUCUUUCUUACAGUAUGGCAUGGGAAGUGAGGUAUCGAUAAGUGGCGAUAUAUACAGUUAUUGGAUCCUGGUGCUGGAGAUGAUGACAGGAAAGAAGCCCACUGACAAUCUCUUUCAAGGAGGAUUUAAUCUUCAUCAUUAUGCUAGAAUGACCUUACCUGAUCAGAUUGUCGAGAUUGUGGACCCAAAACUAGUACAAGAGGCUGAAGCAACCAUUGUUAAUAGGCAGAGAUCACGAUUUAACACAUAAUGGAUUGCCUGAUCUCAAUGAUUAGGAUUGGUGUGGCAUGUUCCAUGGAGUCGCCUCAAGAUCUAUGCUCAUGAGUACAGUUCUCAAUAAGCUACAUCUUAUCGAGAACAAUCUUCAACGUAGCGGAAGGUAACAACUAGUAUAGCUCUGAGCUACAUAUCAAAAUCUUAAAGCAUACUUGGGUAUGAAUAAGUAGAAAGUGUGUUGCUGUGUAGUCGAGAGGUGUGAAGCUUUCUUAGUGUCGUCUAAUUUUACGCUUUUGGGGCUGUUUUCUGCACUCUUGUUCUAUUUCGUCACUCGGUUUGUACUGUUGAAGUUUUCUUGUGCAACAUAUUGCUGUCUUGGCUCAACAGAAACAAAAAUGCAUGAGUAAUAAAAUGUCAAUAGCUCUAUACUGUUUUUAUAAAACCAUUCAAACCUCCCCAAAAAACACUUUCUUGGAAUUGCCAUUAAAGGAGUCAUGUUUCUAGUUCUCUAGACAAUAAGAAACCCUUAAUAAAUUAUGUUGAUUCGAACUCCUGAAAGGAAAACUGUAAAUGUUGUUUGGUCGUGCAAUUUCUCCAUUUUCAUCUUGUUUGAAGAUGAGUUACAUUCUGGUUUUCAAAAUAAAAAUGUUGGAUCUGAGACUUGUAUCUAUCUGUGAUUUCUGUAAAGGUAAUAUUAGGUAGAAAUCAAAUCUCAAUAAUUAAGUCUUAGUUUA
This is a messenger RNA of Rubroshorea leprosula, 3721 nucleotides long. The record is from the annotation of a GenBank genome assembly. NCBI's taxonomy places the organism in Eukaryota, Viridiplantae, Streptophyta, Magnoliopsida, Malvales, Dipterocarpaceae.